AUGAAAUUACUUAUUUAAGCGACAGAAAGUAGAGGAUUUGAUCUGUUUCUCAGACUACAUAUCCAUCUUGCAUUCAUCCGGCGUACAUCCUCCAUUCAUCUGCAGCUAUAUACGCGGAUCGCUUCAAUUAUGGACCCUUACCAACUACUCACGGAAAGAUUCACCCUGGACAACAAACCUUUACUUUUAUCUGCCACCUUUAGCUUUGCAAUCGGAUAUUUGCAGUAUGUCUACGCCAUCAGGCUCACACUACGUGAGGGAAAAGGUCCGAUACCUUUCUGGAUGCACCAAUUCUACCUCGCUCACGACUCUACAUGGGCUUACCUAUUAAACGGAGCCGCUUCUCGACACGAUGAGCACUGGUUCCUCCGGGGUACUUCAACUGCACUUCUAUUGUGGACUUGCCUGGAGGUCUUUUGUAUCCACAGGAGCGUCUUCAAAGACCGUGAGACUACGUUCUCGUCUUUACUUGGACCUAAUUCUUCCUCGAGAUCUGUACUGCAGUAUACGAUUCUCAUGCAGCUUGGGAUGUACUCUAUCGUCGUGCUCCUCAUAUUAUUGAUAGGCGAAGGGUGUCUUAUGCAAUGGUUCUGCCUCACGAAUGUUCUUAUCGUUAUAGGCCCAAUCCAUGAGUACUUGCGGCGCGGUUCGAGACAAGGACUAUCUUUAGGGUUUUGUUUGGUCAAUGUUGCCUGUGUUGUGUGGACGUUUACACCUUUCAGCUUUUGGGUGCUUUCUAUUCCGGAGAUAUUCGAUCAGCGUGCCUAUUACACCAUUGGUCUCAUCCUUGGUCUUUGCAGCAUAUGGGCCUACCUCAUUGUAGCAAGAUAUCCCCCCAAAACACCCAGAAAAGACGGGAAGGCCCCGAUCUGGUAGUAAGGUAUUGUCCCUGCGCAAGAGCGCACACAGUCUAAAUACUCCUGCGCUAUCGACAUUCUCAUGUACCGCACAAUGCCAAACAUAAAGUCCGCGUCAAUGACUGGCUUGACAAGACUUUAAGUUUGAAAAUCUUCGGAAUAUUAUAAUUUUUAUUACAUAC
Molecule: messenger RNA, 1039 nt
Organism: Truncatella angustata
Lineage: Eukaryota; Fungi; Ascomycota; Sordariomycetes; Amphisphaeriales; Sporocadaceae
Exons: 1
Coding region: 130-876 (248 amino acids)
Source: RefSeq, a predicted model, not a curated record